AGACGCAAAAUACGUCUUGACUUCCACGGUAAAACAAGCGUGCAUUGCUAAGAAAUACUUUAUAAUAAGUUGUAUGUAUUGUAUUUCAGCCAUCAUUGUAGUCUCUGCAACCUUUGGGGAAGUUAAAUCGACGUGAUUCAAUCAAACACGAUGUUCAAAAAAUUUGAUGAAAAAGAAAAUGUAUCCAAUUGCAUCCAGCUGAAGACAUCAGUGAUCAAAGGAAUCAAGAAUCAGCUAUUGGAACAGUUUCCGGACAUUGAGUUAUGGCUCAAUCAUAUAAUGCCCAAAAAGGAUCCUGUCAAAAUAGUGAGAUGUCAUGAACACAUUGAAAUUUUGACUGUCAAUGGAGAAUUGCUUUUCUUCAGACAAAGGGAAGGGCCAUUCUAUCCCACUCUCCGACUGUUGCAUAAAUAUCCAUUUAUUCUCCCUCACCAGCAAGUAGACAAAGGUGCAAUCAAAUUUGUCCUAAGUGGAGCUAACAUCAUGUGUCCUGGCCUAACGUCACCUGGUGCUAAACUUUAUCCGGCUGAGGCUGACACAGUAGUUGCUAUAAUGGCUGAAGGUAAACAGCAUGCACUUUGUGUUGGUGUGAUGAAGAUGUCUGCUGAAAACAUAGAAAAAGUCAACAAAGGAAUUGGGAUUGAGAAUGUCCAUUAUUUGAAUGAUGGAUUAUGGCACAUGAAGACGUAUAAAUGAGAAAUUGCACCUACAAUGCAAGAUCAGAAAAAGCAGAGGUUCUGAAAGGGGCACUGUUUACAACUGUGGACUUGGCAGUGCAACCAGAUGUAAAUGUAUUUGUGGACAACCCAAAAAAAAAAAUGCUUCAUUAAUUUUGGAACUCCCCUAUACUGUCUGUACCAAUAAAUAAGGCACCUGCUGCCAUGUACUGGUUAACCUAAAA
This is a messenger RNA of Boleophthalmus pectinirostris (great blue-spotted mudskipper), 901 nucleotides long. It is a transcript of the gene mcts1, whose product is annotated as MCTS1 re-initiation and release factor. Lineage: Eukaryota; Metazoa; Chordata; Actinopteri; Gobiiformes; Gobiidae. The record is from RefSeq and is a predicted model, not a curated record. The transcript is spliced from 6 exons. Gene Ontology annotation, biological process: formation of translation preinitiation complex. Bases 151 to 696 code for a protein of 181 amino acids. Gene Ontology annotation, molecular function: RNA binding.